CUAUUAAUAGACUUGUGCAGGGGAUCGUUGGAAGACAGAGCCGCACAUCAAAGUAAUCAAACACAUAGUUGAACUCUCUUGCUUUUGCUACACUUCUCGAUCGAUUCCUCCUCAGGAAUGGAAAGGUUGCAGCGCAUGUUUGCUGGAGCUGGUGGUGCGUUAGGUCACCCGCCGCCGGAUUCUCCUACUAUCGAUUCGUCGGAGCAAGUCUACAUUUCUUCUCUCGCUCUUCUUAAGAUGCUCAAACACGGGAGAGCUGGCGUUCCUAUGGAAGUGAUGGGAUUAAUGUUGGGGGAAUUUGUGGAUGAGUACACUGUCCGGGUGGUCGAUGUGUUUGCUAUGCCACAGAGUGGGACUGGAGUGAGUGUCGAAGCAGUUGAUCAUGUCUUCCAGACCAAUAUGCUUGAUAUGCUCAAGCAAACUGGCAGGCCAGAGAUGGUUGUCGGAUGGUAUCAUUCACAUCCUGGUUUUGGUUGUUGGCUUUCGGGUGUGGACAUUAAUACUCAGCAGAGUUUUGAAGCAUUGAAUCAAAGAGCAGUUGCUGUGGUGGUGGAUCCAAUUCAGAGUGUGAAAGGGAAGGUGGUGAUUGAUGCUUUUCGUUUAAUAAACCCCCAAACAAUGAUGCUUGGCCAAGAGCCACGUCAAACAACAUCUAACUUAGGACACCUAAACAAACCCUCUAUCCAAGCCUUGAUCCAUGGUCUUAACCGGCACUAUUACUCCAUAGCAAUCAAUUAUAGAAAGAAUGAACUUGAAGAAAAGAUGCUUCUGAAUCUUCACAAGAAGAAAUGGACAGAUGGGUUGACCCUCCAGCGAUUUGAUGCCCACUCCAAAACCAAUGAGGAAACAGUCCAGGAAAUGCUAAACCUAGCAAUCAAAUAUAAUAAGGCAGUCCAGGAAGAGGAUGAAUUACCACCUGAGAAGUUGGCCAUUGCAAAUGUAGGAAGGCAAGACGCCAAGAAGCAUCUAGAAGAGCACGUCUCGAACUUGAUGUCUUCGAAUAUUGUUCAGACGCUGGGAACCAUGCUCGACGCUGUUGUCUUUUGAAGUUCUAAGCUAUAAACUCCAUACUGUUAUCUUUUGUUGCAAUGGGUAAAGAAUUAUUCUACGGAGUAAAAAAAAGUAUUGGUUCUAAUUUACAGAUUCUCAAUUCACUUAAUGAGUCAUCAUUUGCUAUGUUGAUAUUUCCCACCAUUUGCUCGGUUUAUUGAUCCUAUAAAAAUCUAUAUACUCCGUAUUUUUAUAGAUACUUAUUUUACGAAUUCUAAAUUUUGAAUUGAU
Cuscuta europaea is the source of this 1281-nucleotide messenger RNA. The record is from the annotation of a GenBank genome assembly. Lineage: Eukaryota; Viridiplantae; Streptophyta; Magnoliopsida; Solanales; Convolvulaceae.